AUGCCUUUGGCGGAUCCCGUCGCCAUGGCUGUCCCUGAUGCCCCACCCGCUGCAGUCUUCUACGAUACAGUGCGGCUCGGCAAUAUUACCUACAACGCACGUGACGGGGCGAGAGAGGAGCUCGACCUGACGGAGGAUGAGGAUGCUGACGUCGACGAGGACGUUGAGUCGUCCGUACCGAGCGGUAAGCGAUGCCGUCGCAGCUCUCUGGCUUCGGUAACUCCGCAGAAGCAAAAGCGAGUACGUCGCGAGGAUGCCGCUGUCGUCGUGCCCGCCCAGCUCACGUUCACGCCGACGCAUAUUAAGUGGACCAUGCCGAACCCAAACGAGAUGUGGUCGCGUCUUCAGCAGUCGCCGUCGGGCGAGGCUGCUGCUGCUGCUGCUGCUACUGCACUCCACAGCGGUGGCGCGAGUAACAGGGCGACGAAGCCUUUCUAUGGCAUACUCCCUGUGACGUCUGUGGCAACUUUCGUCGCCUGCCCGGAGCGUCUGGGGAUCGCUGUGGAGCUGAGGGACGAGUGCCAGCUUCCCCUCGUAGACGCCGCGGUGCUGAGCGGGUCAGCGGAGAGUCGGUGGGUGGUUUGGGUGUUGUCGAAGCGGAUGGCAGGUGUGCCGGCGCCCGCCGAUGAGGUCCGAGGCAGCUGUCGCGGUCGCUCUAGAGUCACCAAGGGCAGCACACAUAAAGCCAGCAAGAGGGCGGAGAAGACCCCCUUUGCAGCGGUGCAGUCGGUUGCUGAUGUGGUGGAGUUACCGUUGACGCCCGUCGCGCGCUUUGAGGCGUGGCUCAUGCACUUUAAGUUGUACUAUGCAACACAGAACGUCCCAGCGCCGGUCGUUGUGGAUGGCGUUGCUUUCGACGUAAUAUUAUGCCCCUCUUCCUUACCCUAG
This is a messenger RNA of Leishmania braziliensis MHOM/BR/75/M2904, 888 nucleotides long. RefSeq lists its product as hypothetical. NCBI's taxonomy places the organism in Eukaryota, Euglenozoa, Kinetoplastea, Trypanosomatida, Trypanosomatidae. The transcript has a single exon. Bases 1 to 888 code for a protein of 295 amino acids. The record is from RefSeq and is a predicted model, not a curated record.